UCCUCUCCCCUCCCUUAUGAACUGUCGUGUACCCCAAUCCAAACAAAGCGUUAGCAGCCAUAACAAAUUUCCGCAGACAAAAAGCCUCCUCCCGUUCGCCUUGUCUUUCCUCGAAGCCUAGAAUCGCCCAGCCGUCGCUUCUGCGGAACCACGUUCUCCUUUCUAUUUUUAGUGGUUUUGGUAAAAACCACGUUCUCGUUUCCGCCGUCUCUCCGCUGCUCCCCUCCACCGCGGCCGAAGCUCAUGAGAUGAAACCCCCCAUCGUCGUCUCCAAUGGUGAGAGCCCGCCUCCCCUCCCCCAGCUUUGCCCUCCUCCUCAAGAUCCCAAGCCCCUCUCUCCUCUCCUCCCUGGCCCAGUCCCCGGACCCUGACCCCUCCCUCCUCGUCGCCGAGGCCCACCGGACGCUCGCCGGCCCCCGGUGGCGCGAUAGCCCCGAGCUCGCCCGCCUCGGCCCCGCCGACGCCGCCGAGGUCCUCCGCUCCCACCACGACCCCCGCCGCGCCCUCCAGUUCUUCCGCUGGUUCUUUCAGAGGCACUCCCACAAACGCAGCCUUGACUGCUUUUUCGCGCUUCUUGACCGCCUCCUCGCCGCCCGCAUGUUCUUCCCUGCCAACCGCGUCGCCGUCCAGAUGGUCAGAUCGUGCCAAAGCAAAGAGGAGAUGAUCCGGGUGAUGGAUUUCUUGAACAGCAAACGAUUUAGGUUCGGUCUUUUUGGUUGCAAUGCGCUCCUGAUCCAGCUGGGCAAGCUCGACAUGGUCGGCGUCGCUCUGAAUCUUUAUCACCAGAUGCUGGGCAGUGGUGUGGAGCCAAAUCUGUUGACUUUCAAUACUGUGAUCAAUAUCUUGUGCAAGAAUGGGAACGUCAAGGAGGCGGGAUUGAUUUUGAGUAGGAUUUUGCAGUGUGAUCUGAAGCCUGAUACAUUUACUUAUACGUCGUUGAUUCUAGGUCAUUGCAGGAGUCAAGACCUCAAUUCGGCCUUUGGGGUGUUCGAUUUGAUGGUUAAGGAAGGAUGCGAGCCAAACUCAGUGACAUACUCCACUCUGAUUAAUGGUUUAUGCAAUAAGGGGAGGUUGGAUGACGCUCUGGGAUUGAUGAGAGAGAUGGUGGAGAGAGGCAUUGAGCCAACGGUGUACACCUACACCGUUCCAAUUGUGGAGCUUUGCAGCUGUGGGCGGAUGAGUGAGGCCUGUAAUUUGGUUGUUGACAUGAGGAACAGGGGAUGCCUGCUGAAUGUUCAGACAUACACGGCACUAAUCAGCGGGCUAUGUCGAUUGAAUGGGCUUGAGGUGGCAGUCGGGUUGUUUCACAAGAUGGUCAGGGAUGGUUUGGUGGCAAACAUGGUGACGUAUAACGCAUUGAUUAAUGGUUUGUGUAAUGCAGGAAGAAUUGGAGAUGCUCUAAAGGUUUUUGAGGUGAUGGAGAGGCAUAGUUGCCCACCAAAUUCACAAACUUUCAAUGAGAUGAUAAGGGGGUUCUGUUUGAUAGGUAGAGUGGAGAAGGCAAUGGUUCUUUUCCAUAGGAUGCUGACAGUAGGUCCUUCACCAAACCAGGUGACAUAUAACACUAUCAUAGAUGGGUAUUGCAAAAUGGGUAAUCUUAACAAUGCGAUUAGGAUGCUGGAUCAUAUGAAAGAAAAUGGAUGUGAGCCUGAUGAAUGGACUUACACUGAACUUGUUAAUGGGUUUUGCAAAGGGGGGAAACUGGGAUUGGCGCACAAAGUAUUUGAAGAAAUGCUGGAACGUGGCUUGAGCCCAAAUGAGGUUGCAUACACUGCACUAAUAGAUGGGUGCUGCAAGGAUGGGAAGCUUGAUAGUGCAUUGGCCUUAUUAAACAGGAUGGAGAAAAGUGGUUGCAAACCAAAUGUGCUUACUUAUAAUGCUAUAAUUAAUGGCUUUGCCAAGAAAAAUCAGCUUUCAGAAGCAGAGAAACUAUUUAGGGAGAUGGUCAAACAAGGUUUGUUGCCCAAUGUUGUCACUUACACAGCAUUGAUUGAUGGGUUGUGUAAGAAUGGUGCCACAUCGCUUGCACUGAAGAUCCUGGACGAAAUGCUGAAGACAAGCUGCUCACCCAAUAUCCACACCUAUAGUGCUCUUAUUUGUGGGUUGUGCCAAGAAGGCAAGGCUGGGGAAGCUGAGAAGCUGUUCCAGGAAAUGGAAGAAAAAGGGUUAGUUCCUGAUCAGGUCACUUAUACUUCUAUGCUUGAUGGUUAUAUUAUGUUAGGUAGGAUGGAUCUUGCCUAUUCACUUCUGAGAAGGAUGGUUGGUGCUGGAUGUAAGCCCAACUAUCGGACUUAUCAUGUUCUGAUGAAAGGAUUGCAGAAGGAGCACCAGUUGAUGGGACAGAAACUUGCAGCUUUGCCGGAUGCAGUCUCUAGUUGUAGCAUGGAUGAAAAUGCUACAGAUUUUGAGAUUAUAUCUUGUCUAUUGAUAAAAUUAUCAGAAUGUGGAUGUGAGCUAAAUAUUGACAUCUAUAGCACUCUGGUGUGUGGAUUAUGCAAAGAAGGAAGGUGGUUUGAGGCAUAUCAGUUAGCUAAAGGUAUGAGUGACCAGGGAUUAUCUCCAGAUGAAGGGAUAUAUAAUUCUUUAAUACUUGUAUAUUCAAAUUAUUUCCAAGUAGAUCUUGCUUUAGAAACUUUAAAUACAAUGAUAGCACAUGGCUUCGAGCCUCGUCUAAUCGGUUAUAGGGCACUAAUUUGUGCUUUCUGCAAAAUUGAUAAGAUGGAAGAGGCCCAAAAUAUUUUUGAAAACAUGCUUUUGCAGCACUGGAAUCCUGAUGAGAUCGUGUGGACCAUCCUCAUUGAUGGGUUAUUGAAGGAUGGAAAGCCAGAUCUGUGCAUGAAAUUUCUUCAUAUCAUGGAAGCCAAGGAUUAUAAGCCAACUUUCCAAACUUAUGUUAUCCUGGCAAGAGAAGUGUCCAAAGAAGAGAACUGCAUUGAGAUGAGUUUAGUGGGUGAUGUACCAACGAUCUGAGGAUUAUUUCCUUGCUUUUGAUUUCCUCUGUUAAAUGCUGAGGCAUUGGAAAUAUGGAGGAAUCAAAAGAUGGGCAUCUGCUAAGUGAUGCAAAGCGACAGAUUGCUGAGCCAAUUUGUCCAUCAAUGUCAUUUAUGCUCUUCAAGGGAAGCAUACAUUUUUUUUUCAGCCGCAAUCGUUUCAGAUUUUUAACAUGUAUUAACUGAUAUUGAAUGAGCUAUUACCUAUUUGGUCUUGAAAUGCUUGAACAAGGGAAGCAGGAGUGAACUUUCAGUUUUAUAUACGACAAAAGUUAACAUUUCAAGCGGUUGUCUUUGCUGGAACUUCUGUACCAUCAUGGCCUAUGGAAAUGCUGAUCUAUCUAGGCAUGACUGGACUUAUGCUCCUCUAUCUUGAUGGGAAAAAUUGCCUGAUAUGGUUUGAUUGAUAUUCUAAUGGGACUAAAUUGAAGCAGCCUACGGUGGUAUAAACUGGAGAAGCUUCAGCCUCUUUGGUAAUUUAGACAUUUGAUCAAUUAUUGAUGAAAGCACAGGCUCUUUGGAUAAACAAGGCCUCAUAGUGCCUACCCAAUCAAACAAAUAAGAAGUCUGACAGGCAUAUGCAAAACAAUAGAAAGCAGCCAAGGGUAGUCAGUUGUACUCAAAGGUAGAUUGGUAGACUAACAAAUCAGCAACUUAAUUGACAUUAUAGUAACAUCUUUUUUUCUUUCUUUUUAUUUCAUGUUUGACCAUUGAGAGUGGUAUCAUAUAUCCCAUUAAUUGUAAUUUGGUUUUCAUUUUCAAUAGUUCAAUUAUUACUUUGA
Elaeis guineensis (African oil palm) is the source of this 3772-nucleotide messenger RNA. RefSeq lists its product as uncharacterized. Gene Ontology annotation, molecular function: mRNA binding; protein binding. NCBI's taxonomy places the organism in Eukaryota, Viridiplantae, Streptophyta, Magnoliopsida, Arecales, Arecaceae. The record is from RefSeq and is a predicted model, not a curated record.